Messenger RNA from Rhineura floridana, 435 nucleotides. Its product is annotated as profilin-2-like. NCBI's taxonomy places the organism in Eukaryota, Metazoa, Chordata, Lepidosauria, Squamata, Rhineuridae. Gene Ontology annotation, molecular function: actin binding. Gene Ontology annotation, biological process: positive regulation of actin filament bundle assembly; actin cytoskeleton organization; regulation of actin filament polymerization. The record is from RefSeq and is a predicted model, not a curated record. The transcript has a single exon. Gene Ontology annotation, cellular component: cytoplasm. Bases 1 to 435 code for a protein of 144 amino acids.
AUGACUGUCUGGCAGGGGUACAUCAACUGCGUCAUGAGAGACGGGCUGUGCUGGGAUGCAGCAGUCAUCUCUAUAGCUCAGCAGCAGCUCUUUGGUGCCCACCAAGGUGGCCUUUUGGCCAAAGUGACCAAGUUAGAGAUCCAAGCUCUCCUUGGUAGGAACAGAGACAUCCUCCUCACACAAGGGUUGACCCUUGGUGGCCUCAAGUGUCUGGUCAUACGUGACAAUCUCUAUACAGAUGCCCAUCAAUACACUAUGGAUCUCCGGACCAAGCUGUACGGGGACAAUGGAGACAGCUGCACCCAUGCCAUCACUAUCGUCCUGGUCAACCCUGUAUGCCUAAUCCUCAUUGGCCAGAAAGGGAUUCAGGGAGGGACAUUGAAUAUGAAGGCUUUUCAGAUUGCCCGGUAUAUCAAAGACAACUUGCGUCAAUAA